AUGAUAAUUGCAGGAAAAGCAUUCACGGGACGUGAAUUUGAUGAUUUGCCACCGGAACAACAGAGUGAUGCAUGCCGACGAGCGAAACUUUUUGCACGUGUGGAACCGGCUCACAAAUCAAAAAUUGUCGAAUUUCUUCAGUCACAUGGUGAAAUUACUGCAAUGACCGGCGAUGGGGUCAAUGAUGCACCAGCCCUGAAGAAAGCCGAAAUUGGAAUUGCAAUGGGUUCGGGCACAGCCGUUGCAAAAAGUGCAUCAGAGAUGGUGUUAGCUGAUGAUAAUUUUGCAACAAUUGUUGCGGCCGUGGAGGAAGGACGUGCCAUUUACAAUAACAUGAAACAGUUCAUUCGUUACCUCAUUUCUUCGAAUAUUGGAGAGGUUGUAUCGAUUUUUUUGGUCGCAGCCUUGGGUAUACCGGAAGCAUUGAUUCCAGUACAAUUGCUAUGGGUUAAUUUGGUCACUGAUGGUCUUCCGGCUACGGCACUGGGCUUUAACCCGCCUGAUCUGGAUAUCAUGGACAGGCCACCACGAUCUGCUGAAGAAUCGCUUAUUUCCAAAUGGCUUUUCUUCCGUUACAUGGCUGUCGGAUGUAAGUGUGUUUUUGAACUAAAUUUGGAAUGA
Gongylonema pulchrum is the source of this 621-nucleotide messenger RNA. The record is from the annotation of a GenBank genome assembly. NCBI's taxonomy places the organism in Eukaryota, Metazoa, Nematoda, Chromadorea, Rhabditida, Gongylonematidae.